Dermacentor silvarum is the source of this 1172-nucleotide messenger RNA. Its product is annotated as TNF receptor-associated factor 6-like. The transcript has 2 exons. The record is from RefSeq and is a predicted model, not a curated record. Lineage: Eukaryota; Metazoa; Arthropoda; Arachnida; Ixodida; Ixodidae. The coding region runs from base 601 to 1107 and encodes 168 amino acids.
CUCUUUUAUUGCUGGUUUCGGUUUCACUCGCUCACUUUUGCUCGACAUUCGAUAUUUCGCCUAGACACUUUUUGACAAAUUUUUUCGACCUAAGAUAAUUGUAGCAUUUUUUUUUUUUUUUUGCUUCAGUCAUCUCAUUUAGUGACGCGGUUACCAGCGCCCAAAGUUUUGUCGAAUAAGCUGUUUGGCCGGUUUGCCCCUUGUUUUCCGACAUUAUCAGUCACGCACAAGGCUUCGUCUGAUAACAGCGUCGCUGUUCUCCGCGUUUCCGUUGGUUCCCGCUAGAGUACACUAGCCUACUGGCCACUUGCCAAAGUUCCCGUGUUGAGUACCGCUGUUUGUUGCACGUGCUUCGGUACCUCCGCUUACCUGGUUGCCUCCGGUAUUGUUCAUUUUGUACACUCUCUGUACGCUGCGUACACGGUGUUAUUCUCGCACGGCGAAAAGGUGAAACGUAGUUUCCCUACAGGUGAACGCGCCGGACGUUGAACUGGAUUUCGGGGCCGCUGAGCACGGUGAUUGUGUACACAUCGGAGUGAACGUUGCCUUGCCUGCUUCCGUGCUUUCUCUAUGUGAUAAAGGCGCCACGCGCAAGGCAAGAUGGACGGCUGCGUCUACACGCUCACCGGGUUCGACGACUUCUUCGAGCUGCGACGCGUCACGUUCGUCAAGCCGAUGCCGGCAAUCAGGGUAUGCGGCGUCUGCGGUCUCCUGCCUUCCCUCACUUUGAUGAUUCCGUGCGGCCACGUUCUGUGCGAGCUCUGCUUGGCGCAGAUCGCCAAGUCCGAGGGCUGCCCCUUUGAUCGGAAGACAUUCUCGCUCGCCGACGUUCGCUCGAUCACCUUCAGUCGUUCCGAGCUCGAGCAGUACCGCGUGUUCUGCUGCGCGGGAGGUGGCGGCUCCGCGUGCGGCUUUCUGGGCCAGCUGUCCGAGCUGAGGAGUCACCUGACCCAGUGCGGUAACGGCCAGGCCAAGUGCGCCAAGUGCCUUCAACCCAUAGUUCGCGGACUCUCCGUGUACCACUGUCAGAGAUGCCCGGGCGAUAACGUUCCUCCGAAGGUGGAGCUGGGGACGAUGGACGGACAAGAUAAACUGGGAGAACAAUGAACUGCGAGGCUUUGUCGACAAGGAGACCCUGUAUGUCAACGUGGAGUUCCGACUAACGCGCUUAG